AAUUAGUGUUGAUACAAUUGGAAAAUUCCCAAAAUGGCUUUAGAGGAUGGUUCAAGAUAUUUUUGCUAUAGUCCAUCAGCUGCAUCUGAAAGUUCAAAAGACAUGCUUCCAAAUUCACCGAAUAAUUUCUCACAUAAUUCUUCCAACACAUCGUCACCAGCUACACUGUGUGAUUCGAAAAUUCCAUCGAAACAUGAGGUAGUAACAGAAGAUGAAGAGAUAGAUAUCGACGUGGAUGAUGAUAAUGAUGACUCUUACGACAGAAAAACAAUUAACGCCAAAUCAGAAAGCUUGAGCAUUGGAAAGUUCAGCUUUUCAAUAUCAAACAUAUUGAGUGAUAAGUUUGGUCCGAAACCGGUCAAAAUUGAGCCAAAUCAAAAUGAAUCAUCGAUUUUUCGGCCCUUUGAAAUCAAAAAUUUCAUUUGCAAUAAUAAUCCAAAAAAUUCUAAUAACAACACACUCGUCAAGUCGCUUGUACAAAAUCCAUCUUCAAUAUUUCUAAGCAACUUCAAGUUAUCAGACAUAUUCGAUUAUAGUACAAAACACGUGUCGUCUCCUCAGAAAAAAAGUGAUAAUAGUUUAAGAAGCAGCCUUUACAGCAGUUUAGCAUCAUAUCCAAAAAUUCAAGAAGAGAUUCUCAAUAGCCACAAGGAUUACACAAACUAUCAGCAUUCUUCCAACCUACUUUCUACACCUUCAAAAAUACCACCACUUGGCGGAUUAUGCAAAACAAUUUCGCAGAUAGGUCAAGAGAACAUGACACAAUCCCCAACAUCACCUAACACAGUGUCAAGAAGUAACUUUUCGGAUUCAUUUAAAAUUCAACAAUCGUCAACUGAUAGCGUUGAUUCAGAUGAUUGCACAUCAGAGGCUAGGACAAGUAAAGAUGAAAGUCAGAAGAUGUGGCCUGCAUGGAUUUUCUGUACUCGAUAUUCCGACCGACCAAGUUCUGGACCUCGAUACCGGCGGCCAAAGGAGAAAAAGGAAAAAGGAGAUGAUGAAAAACGUCCCCGAACUGCUUUUUCAAAUGAACAACUUACACGUCUUAAACGAGAGUUUAAUGAAAAUCGAUACUUGACUGAAAAAAGGCGACAACAAUUGAGUGCUGAGCUAGGACUUAACGAAGCCCAAAUCAAAAUAUGGUUUCAGAACAAAAGGGCGAAAAUCAAAAAGACAUCUGGGCAAAAGAAUUCUCUAGCUUUGCAACUGAUGGCACAAGGAUUAUACAACCACAGCACGGUUCCUCUAACAAAGGAGGAAGAAGAACUUGAGCUGCGCAUGAAUGGAAAAUUACAAUAA
Messenger RNA from Clunio marinus, 1299 nucleotides. The record is from the annotation of a GenBank genome assembly. NCBI's taxonomy places the organism in Eukaryota, Metazoa, Arthropoda, Insecta, Diptera, Chironomidae.